Messenger RNA from Rhizoctonia solani, 1143 nucleotides. Its product is annotated as aspartyl protease. Gene Ontology annotation, molecular function: aspartic-type endopeptidase activity. The transcript has 9 exons. Gene Ontology annotation, biological process: proteolysis. The coding region runs from base 1 to 1143 and encodes 380 amino acids. Lineage: Eukaryota; Fungi; Basidiomycota; Agaricomycetes; Cantharellales; Ceratobasidiaceae. The record is from RefSeq and is a predicted model, not a curated record.
AUGGUGUGGCCACUUUCUCUUGCGCUUCUGACCGCGACAGCCCAAAUCAGUAUUGCCUACCACCCUCCAGUAAAGAUAAACCUAUCGAGUCGUACAAAAUACGAUCGUUUAGUUGGGCGGGCUUUACCGAAGACGACCGUUCCGCUAGAGAACUACUUUAACGGGACUGAUCUGCAGUGGCAUGGGGAGGUACAAGUAGGGACCCCUCCGCAAAUUUUCAGCGUUGUUUUCGAUACCGGAAGCCUCGAUGCUGUAAUCCCAGACCAUUCAUGCAAUUCCUGCCUAGGACAUAGAACUUUCAGCCGCAAUCUUUCCUCUACAUUUAAUGACUAUAACGAAUCCUUCUACGCUGAGUUUGCCACCGGCGUGGGCGUAGACCCCAGCAUUUCCGAAUGGCUUAUUUAUGCGGCCGCUCAGGAUGUAGUCUCGGUUGCUGGCUUGCCUGCGGUAACCCUAGAUAUGUAUCUGAUUACCGACGAGAGCGCAGGAUUUUGGGCCGCCCCGUUUGAUGGAAUUUUUGGUAUGGGCUAUAAGGCUCGAGGGUCAUUUUUCCAAACGCUGGUACAACAAGGGUUAGAUCCUGUCAUGGGCUUCUGGCUAACGCCAUUAUCAAUGGGGCAAGCAGAAAUGACCCUUGGAGGUGUGGAUGAAUCAAAGAUUCAGGGAAAGAGAGUCGACUACAUACCUAUUCCCGGUGGGGCUUAUGGCUUUUGGCAAUUAGAAUCGAGUCAAUUUGCGGUCAAUGGAAACACUAACCAUGUGCUGAAACGGAUUCGCCAAGUCUACUUCGAUUCGGGGACGGCCAACCUUCAGUUCCCGAAGGAUACUACGGAAGCACUAUAUGCGUUAAUUUCUCCCAAGAUUAAGCCAGUUGGGACGAAUGGCGCGUAUGGUCUACCAUGCUCCGAAGUUUCAUCGAUCCAAGCCCGGAUAGAUUUCACCUUUAAUGACCAGAACGGAAAGCCUAUUAUCCUUUCCGUGCCUCCACAAGAACUGAGUGUUGGCCCGUUCACAGACAACGAGAGGAUGUGUCAGACGCUCAUAAACGCAGGCUACGACCAGAACUUCGUUGGGGGGAGUUUGCUCAAGCACUACUACAGCAUUUGGGAUCAGGGUAAUGCACGUAUGGGUUUCGCGUCAUGA